AUGUCCGAAGCCCGGGGUCAAUGUGCCAUUCCGAGUUCGUCGGUGACGGUGGUCGAGUCUCGCAUCGUCCUCUCUUGGUGGUCUGAACUCUUUGGUUGGGCAGGUUGCAAGGGGUCACAGGAUUUAGCCCGGACCACGUGUCAGAUCUCCAUCAAGGAAGGUUCUCCGCUUUUGGUCGGGGGGGAUUGGGUUGUUUGCAACAAUAGCCAUACAUGUUUAAACGGCUUUGAGGUUGGCUAUGUAUCUUGGUUGCAGAAAAUUGGCGGGGAUGAAGAAACAUACGCAUCCUUGGCACUGACAUCGGAAUUCGAGAGAGUAGUUUGCAACUAUAGGCAUAUUAUUGUUUUGCACAGACAGCAUUUUACUGUGUACAGCUGUCUGUGGAAAGCAUGGAUCUAUGGUUGGACAGAAUACUCUGUAUCACACCUUAGAAUUGGUGUGCUAAGUGAGAUUUUCAUGACAAGAGAGCAGCCUCAUCCACAAAGUGCACGCGAACCUGCAUUGCAGAACAUGGAACGUAAACUGUAUGAAUUACUUGUGCCAUGUAAUACCAUCCUCUUUGAAGCAUUCGAUGUUGCAUUGGGUACUCCGUACGACUGA
Molecule: messenger RNA, 600 nt
Organism: Coccidioides immitis RS
Lineage: Eukaryota; Fungi; Ascomycota; Eurotiomycetes; Onygenales; Onygenaceae
Exons: 6
Coding region: 1-600 (199 amino acids)
Source: RefSeq, a predicted model, not a curated record